Molecule: messenger RNA, 279 nt
Organism: Penicillium subrubescens
Lineage: Eukaryota; Fungi; Ascomycota; Eurotiomycetes; Eurotiales; Aspergillaceae
Exons: 2
Coding region: 1-279 (92 amino acids)
Source: RefSeq, a predicted model, not a curated record
AUGGUCCGAAGAGACAUAGUCCGCGGUCACAACGAUGCAACAUACGACAUUGUACCUAAACAAGAUCAACUCUUUAAUGUCGAGUUCCUCGAGAUUGCGCCAACGCCUAUCAUCGCCGACCGCGUCUUUUUCGUCUACCUACGCGGCUAUCUACCCGAAUCUACUAACACCCUCGCACUCUACGACAAGGGCCUCGUCGACGCAACCCUCACAGUGAGCGGCUCUGUCAUCUACCCGGAUGGUCGCUACGAGGACCCAAGGUCCCUUACAAUACCAUGA